Toxotes jaculatrix (banded archerfish) is the source of this 5630-nucleotide messenger RNA. Its product is annotated as protein FAM222B-like. Bases 162 to 2246 code for a protein of 694 amino acids. The transcript is spliced from 3 exons. The record is from RefSeq and is a predicted model, not a curated record. NCBI's taxonomy places the organism in Eukaryota, Metazoa, Chordata, Actinopteri, Toxotidae.
CCGGACAGCAGCACGAAGAGCAGAGACACCGGGGAGGGUCUCCGCAUCUUAAACAACAAAAUCAACGUUAUAUCUCCACAAAAUGAAGUUUUCCUUACUCAUAGAUUCAUGAGGAUAUGGUGAGGAGAAGGUGUCCCAUGCUGCAUUAGUGGAAUAGUGACAUGCUGGCCUGUCUGCCAGCAUCAGGUGACCCUACCAUCAGACUUCUCUCCCGCACGCAGAUGAACACUGGACUUCAGAAAUGGGAAACUACACAGAAGAUGAGAUCUGCCAGCUACCCAACCCCAGCAGAGUUGGAUGCCUAUGCUAAGAAAGUUGCCAACAACCCUCUGACCAUCCAGAUCUUCCCCAACAGUGUCAAAGUACCUCAAAGGAAGCACAUUCGACGCACAGUCAACGGGCUCGACACAUCCUCGUCCAGCCAGCGCCACAGUCCCUACCCGUCUCAGGUCAGCGCCAGCAGGGGCCUGCUGGCUGUCCUCCGAGCGCCUGCCAAAGGCGUCAUCAAAGAGUCAGACGGCAGCCGUGCCCGACAGCUUCAUAAGGCCAUCAUGAACCCUCACAGCGGACCGUACGCCACUCAAAGCACUUUAAAUCUCCCUCAGCCUGCGCCUCACCUACAGGGCCCGUCUCAGCCUGUGGUCCAAGCUGCCCAGAAGCAGGGCAUGGUUCACCCACAGGCACUGCAGCAGCAGCAGCAAGGCAUGACUCAUCCAAUGACUUUACAGCAGCCUCAAACUAUGCCUCAUCCACAGGCUUUACAACAAAGGAACAUGGCUCACCCACAGGCUCUGCAGCGGCCGCAGAGCUUGUCCCAGGUUCAGACUUCACAGCAGCAAAGAUUGGCUCAUCCACAAGGCAUUCAGAGGCAGCAGGGUCUGCCUCACACCCAGGCUCUGCAGCAGCAGCAGCAGCAGCAGCAGAGCCAGCCCUGUCCAUCAGUUGUACCACAGCAGCAUCUUUCUCAUCUGCAGACACUAAAGCAUCAGACGGCUCCUCCGCGAGCUUUACUUACACUUACACAACAAGGAGUGACUCAGGAUUUGCGCCACAUAUCUGAUGGAGCUCAGCUUCCGAGCGUGCAGCACACGCAGGGGCUAGUGGGCUCACAGCCCCUUCCCCAGGCAGUGGGUGCCGGACCCCCUACCAUGCCUAAUAACCUCCAGCAGCCCACACCGGGGGCAUACGGGCCCCGGAAGCUCCCUGAUGCAGAUGCCCCACCAAAUGUAACUGUAUCUACCUCCACCAUCCCGCUGUCCAUGGCAGCCAGCCUGCAUCAGAACCGGCCCAGUGACCUGAGCAGCAUUGUGCACCAAAUCAACCAGCUGUGCCAGGCACGGGCUGGCAUGGGCAGCACCUCAGUCUGUGAGGGCCAGAUCGCAAACCCCAGCCCCAUCAGCCGUAACCUGCUGAUCAACGCCAGCUCGAGGGUGUCCUCUCACCACCCAGCUCUGGGCUCUGUGCCCAGCUGCCUCAUGGUGGGACCCCCAGACAAAGCUACAGCUCAGACUCCGAGUGCUGCUCUCCAUUCACAGCCCUCUUUAGCUGCUACUAACAGUAUACCUGCCUUUCACACAGACCCAGAGAAGGUGCAACUGCAGCAGCAGCUUCAGCACCAUUUACAUAAGCAGCAGCAGUUACAGCAGCAGCAGCAACAGCAGCAACAGCAGCAGCAGCGCUCCUGGGCCCAGCAUCAGCUGGCUUACAUGCAGCAGCCCCCUGAGGGGGCCCAUCCCUGCAAGAACCCAAGGAUGGAGGCUCCAGCUGAGUGUGCUUUCCCCUCUCAAAACCUCAACUAUCCCCACAAGCUACCAAACGCUGCACAGUCCUUUCCUUUAAAACACCCUGCAGAAAAACCACAAACUUCAUCCCCUGUUAACUGCCCCGUAGGCUCUAUGCCUUACAUUAAUAGUCACUACAUGCAGCCACCAUGGGGCAGCAUUCCAGCCACAGCAGGUAACAAUGGAUCCGGCCCUCAGGACCACGCCGUGGCUUUCCAGGGAGGGCAGGCCGCUGCUUCCACAGACCGCAUCCCAGGGCCAAAGUACAGGCCAGGGAAAGAGGGUCCUAGUGGUCAGUCAAAACUGCUGCCGAAUGUGGAUUUCUUAGGGGGGGACUUCCAGAUGCCCAGCUUUCAGGAGCAGAGCUUGGAUGUGAUGGAGAAGAUGCACAGAUCAGCCAUGGGCCAAGUUCAGGAGCCCAGCAAUGGCGGAGCUGUCCACACUCAUCACCCAGGCUACCUUUAAAGUGUGUGCUUAUCCCCUCUUGGUGUUCUGAGUUUUGUCUCAACAACUACUUUCAGCUUCUGUGGUUUAUUCUUUAAGAUCUUGCAAGUGAUCAAUUACAUUUUGUGGUUUCAGAGCUUGAUUUGUAGAACCCCACCAGGUUGUGACGUUUCAAAGUAUUCCUCAGGUCUUAAGCCAUGUUGUCCCUUUGCUGCAGAUGAAGGGUUUCUGAGAUUGUUGUGCUGCUCUUUGUUCAUGUAUAUAUGGUGUUCUAAAAUGUUCAUUUGCAGCUGAGAAUAUUCUUGCCAUAUGAUUGUCACAGUGCUUUUCUUAGGUUGACAUGGAACAACUCGACUUUUUUCAGCAUUUGUGGCCUUACAACUGCCCAAAGGCAAGAUUUAGGAUGUGUUCGUGUAAUGUUUUUAUUUGCAGUUAUUUAUCCUCUUAACAGGUUUGUGAUCCAUUUUUAAAAAAAAUAAGAAGGUUACAUGUAUAUGCAAUUAAUAAGACUGUUGAUAAGGUUAUUGUCCCAGCGGCUCCCUCCCGUAGCUGAGGUUUACACUGUUAAAGGGCCUAAGUGAGAGCUGUGACUCCUCUAUCAGGAAAACAACAUGGCUUCUGAACUGCGCUGUGAGCGGUUCAGGUAGUUUACGUUCCGUGGGUAAUCACAGUGUGCAGAAACUCUGAACUUUCACGGCUGGACAGAGUUUUAGUUAGAAAUAAGACAAAGCCAGCACUAGCAAAAACACUAACAGUCUCCGUUCCUGAGAUUCACGUAGUUUUUUAAGUUGCGGCUGGGUUUCUCUCACCUUCGGAAAGUUUGAAGAGCCCUCCUGUGUGGAAUAUUUCAAGAACUGUGCUUGAAGUACUUUUCUUUUAUUACAGUUUUUGUUGUAUCUCUGUUGGAGGUCCUACUUGAACUGUAGAAAUUACUUUUAAAUAUUAUUGUUAACACUUGGAGCAGAAACUCCAUUAGCCCCUUUCUGUUUAUAGCUAAUGUGAAACCGAAUGGCAUCCCACUAUUAUUAAAAUGGUUUAUGUAUGUUGCUGUGUGAAAAGCAAAUUGAUCACUUGCAAGCAUGCAAGUAUUUGGAGUAAUGCAAGCUGGGAAACUUUCAUUUCCUCACCAUUCUUCAACUGUAGUGCCAGUGAACCGAUGUGGUGUGGACGUUAUCUGCGUGGCUUGCGGUGGGCUGUUCAUCUACUGAUCACUGGCCCCACCCUGUGUCAUGUUUCUGCUACCUGUAAAGACACAAGAGAACAUUUGCUGCAGGUUAAGUUUUGCUAGAUGCGUCUAGCACAACGCUCCGGACCCAUUUGCUCCUCUAGUCCUUGGGUUGAUGUUGUCCAGGCACAUGUUGCUCUGCUGUCCUCAAGCCUUCUGGAAAAAGCCUUAAAUGUCACACUAGUUAUCCUCUGCUUAUGUAACUGACUUUCUUUGCCAGAUCCCAAAUUUAAGUCUGGCUUCAUUGUGAGAAAGAGUAAGUUAUUUGUUCUUUUCCUUGAACUUUGGUUCUUUUGAAAGCCGUUAAAACUGUACUGUCAGAUCAUUGGGCAUUGUUAAUAUGUAUGGGCAGUGGGAAUGGGUGAUGUUGCCUUAAAUGGAAAUAUUAAGGUGAUGUUGCUAAUCAUGCCUGUUGAUAAAUCACCCACCCUUUUGUCUCGAAUCUUUAUCUAUCACGGAUUUAAGAUGAUUUUAAGAGUAAAAUAUGAAUAGUAUUUAGCAGAAUUAAUAGGUAUGUAGAACAGGGCUGUAGCAGUUAUUUUAAAGUAUUUGAACUGUGUUUUAGUUGUUAUACUUAAUAAAUAUCCUGAUAUAGUUUCUUAAUUUAUUUUUUUUUUCGGACCACUUCAUCCUGAAGCCAUAGGUGAUUUCACAUUAGGUGCCAUAGGCGACGCACGUUGACGCAGACGGUGUAAACUGACUGUCUGCACUCGGAGGCAAAUAAGAGGUUUGCAUCAGCGCUUUGAUCUCACGUCUUACGCAACGGCACAACAGCAUUUUUCCCUCUCUGAGCUGUUCUCAGAACACAGUACAGGUCAAAGAUGGCAGUCUUUUUUUUCCCUGGCUCUCAUUUUUUUGAUGUGCCUGCCCCUUGAAGCUGCUAUUGAAUUUAAUCUUAACACACACUAGUAUGAUUUGUGUGUGUGUGUGUGUGUGUGUGAAUAGUAAUGAUGUAUGGGCUGUAUCAGUGAAAACAAGUUUCCUAUUUAUGGGGUGGGUGAAGGAAAGUUGGAAAUUGCUGCCACUCUAAUGCUGGUAAACUGGUUGAUGGCUGUCUGUCUGUUCGAGCAGCAUCUGUGGAGAUUAUUUUAAAUAUAUAAUAACUGACCAGUGUUCAAAGUGGCAGAGUGAUUUUCAGGAGUCAGUCACACUGUGGCCUAAGAGACAGACACCUUCCUGUUUGGGUUUCUCGACUUCAAAUCCAACAGUCACUGAAUGAAAACACUAAACGGUUUGACAGAGCUGUCCUGUUGAUUUUGAACUGCCUCGUUACAGCCCAGCACAGUCAGGUUCAACAGUUUCAUAUGAAGUGCCUCCACUGGGCUUAGUAUGGAGAAGCGUGUGAAUGGAUGCUUGUGUGUGUAUGUUAAGCUUGGGUACUUGCACACAGGUGUGCAUGAAGUUAAUCUCUGACGGGGGACCAAGCUACUUAGUGUAACUACUGAUACUGUGUCAUGGACAGAAGUCCUGAAGUGUGCCACGAUUCCUAGACACUGUCAGGAUGUGUGAACUGUUUGCUGCUGACUCACUGACCAAAGUGACCAAGCGUCCCUCUCUGUAACCACCACGGCCAAAAGCCUUCGCGAGCCUGUUGUGGGAGUUUAUUAUGUUCUAACAGUAAUAAGCAACAACCUGGAGACAUAAAGCAGAGCUGCUGCUGCCUCUCCUUUCCUUUGGGCGGUUCAAGAAAAUCUUGUGAAGUAAAAAAAAGUGUAAAGAUGUGAACAGAGCAUAAAAAAAUCUAGAGUGAGUGGUUCCUGUCUGCACAGUACACCCCAAUGUUUUCUUAUUUCUCUGUGCAAGAUUCAGAUGCUGUGGUUCUAACCCGGGCUUAAUGUAUGUUUUGUGGUUCCUUUUCACAGUGUUAUUACCAUGCAGAAAUCUUGUCACCUACAGUACAUCUCAACAUGCACUGUAAGAAUCCAAUCUGCUUAAGCACAUUGCAGCUCACGUUAGUUGACGCAGAUGGCAAUAUUGAUUGGGGCACAGGUGUGUAACAACUCUCUCUAGAUUUAUUUUUACUCCAGUUAACGAUCGUCUUUGAUUAUCAAAGAUCUGUCGUGAGCGGAGGUGGAGGGGGGCUCACUUUCUCUACUUUGUGAAAAUGUGAUAUUCCAGUUUUGCCUAACCUUCAGGAAUAAGAUGUCUUGCACAAACAUUCCCCCUAACCAAAAUAAAGU